Messenger RNA from Saimiri boliviensis boliviensis (Bolivian squirrel monkey), 3611 nucleotides. It is a transcript of the gene MED24, whose product is annotated as mediator complex subunit 24. The record is from RefSeq and is a predicted model, not a curated record. Gene Ontology annotation, cellular component: mediator complex. NCBI's taxonomy places the organism in Eukaryota, Metazoa, Chordata, Mammalia, Primates, Cebidae. Gene Ontology annotation, molecular function: transcription coregulator activity. Gene Ontology annotation, biological process: positive regulation of transcription initiation by RNA polymerase II.
UGAACUUCUUGACAAGGGUCAAAAUGGCGAUGCUUAAGACCUAGAACUGGAUUGUGCGAACUUCGUCUCCUUUUGUUUAGCUCCAUUUCUCUCACCUCAAAGCCAGCUGCCACCGGCGCCACCUGCUCAGAGUGAAAUCAUGAAGGUGGUGAACCUGAAGCAAGCCAUUUUGCAAGCCUGGAAGGAGCGUUGGAGUGACUACCAAUGGGCAAUCAACAUGAAGAAAUUCUUUCCUAAAGGAGCCACCUGGGACAUUCUCAACCUGGCAGAUGCAUUACUGGAGCAGGCCAUGAUUGGACCAUCUCCCAAUCCUCUCAUCUUGUCCUACCUGAAGUAUGCCAUUAGUUCCCAGAUGGUGUCAUACUCUUCUGUCCUCACAGCCAUCAGUAAGUUUGAUGACUUUUCCCGGGACCUGUGUGUCCAGGCUCUGCUGGAUAUCAUGGACAUGUUUUGUGACCGUCUGAGCUGUCACGGCAAGGCUGAGGAGUGCAUCGGACUGUGCCGAGCCCUUCUCAGCGCCCUCCACUGGCUGCUGCGCUGCACGGCAGCCUCUGCAGAGCGGCUCCGGGAGGGGCUGGAGGCCGGCACUCCAGCAGCUGGGGAGAAGCAGCUUGCCAUGUGCCUUCAGCGCCUGGAGAAAACCCUCAGCAGCACCAAGAACCGGGCCCUGCUGCACAUCGCCAAACUAGAGGAGGCCUCAUUGCACACAUCCCAGGGACUUGGGCAGGGUGGCACCCGAGCCAAUCAACCAACAGCCUCCUGGACUGCCAUUGAGCAUUCUCUCUUGAAACUUGGAGAGAUCCUGGCCAAUCUCAGCAACCCCCAGCUCCGGAGCCAGGCUGAGCAGUGCGGCACCCUCAUUAGGAGCAUCCCCACGAUGCUGUCUGUGCAUGCAGAGCAGAUGCACAAGACCGGCUUCCCCACCGUCCACGCCGUGAUCCUGCUCGAGGGCACCAUGAACCUGACAGGCGAGACACAGUCCCUGGUGGAGCAGCUGACGAUGGUGAAGCGCAUGCAGCAUAUCCCCACCCCACUUUUUGUCCUGGAGAUCUGGAAGGCUUGCUUUGUGGGGCUCAUUGAGUCUCCUGAGGGUACAGAGGAGCUCAAGUGGACAGCUUUCACUUUCCUCAAGAUUCCACAGGUUUUGGUGAAGUUGAAGAAAUACUCUCAUGGGGACAAGGACUUCACUGAGGAUGUCAACUGUGCUUUCGAGUUCCUGCUGAAGCUCACACCCUUGUUGGACAAAGCUGACCAGCGCUGCAACUGUGACUGUACAAACUUCCUGCUCCAAGAAUGUGGCAAGCAGGGGCUUCUGUCCGAGGCCAGUGUGAACAACCUUAUGACUAAGCGAAAAGCAGACCGGGAGCAUGCACCCCAGCAGAAAUCGGGAGAGAAUGCCAACAUCCAGCCCAACAUCCAGCUGAUCCUCCGGGCAGAACCCACUGUCACAAACAUCCUCAAGUGUUCUUCAGGACUUGAUUUCCUGUCCUGUCUCCAGACGAUGGAUGCAGACCACUCUAAGUCCCCGGAGGGACUGCUGGGCGUCCUGGGCCACAUGCUAUCUGGGAAGAGUCUGGACUUGCUGCUGGCUGCUGCUGCUGCCACUGGAAAGCUGAAAUCCUUCGCCCGGAAAUUCAUCAAUUUGAAUGAAUUCACAACCUAUGGCAGUGAAGAAAGCACCAAACCGGCCUCUGUCCGGGCCCUGCUGUUUGACAUCUCCUUCCUCAUGCUGUGCCACGUGGCCCAGACCUAUGGUUCAGAGGUGAUUCUGUCCGAGUCGCGCUCAGGAGCUGAGGUGCCCUUCUUCGAGACCUGGAUGCAGACCUGCAUGCCCGAGGAGGGCAAGAUCCUGAACCCUGACCACCCCUGCUUCCGCCCCGACUCCACCAAAGUGGAGUCCCUGGUGGCCCUGCUUAACAACUCCUCGGAGAUGAAGCUGGUGCAGAUGAAGUGGCACGAGGCCUGUCUCAGCAUCUCAGCCGCCAUCUUGGAAAUCCUCAAUGCCUGGGAGAACGGGGUCCUGGCCUUCGAGUCCAUCCAGAAAAUCACUGAUAACAUCAAAGGGAAGGUGUGCAGUCUGGCGGUGUGUGCGGUGGCUUGGCUUGUGGCCCAUGUCCGGAUGCUGGGGCUAGAUGAGCGUGAGAAGUCUCUGCAGAUGAUUCGCCAGCUGGCCGGACCACUGUUUAGUGAGAACACCCUGCAGUUCUACAAUGAAAGGGUGGUGAUCAUGAACUCCAUCCUGGAGCGCAUGUGCGCGGAUGUGCUGCAGCAGACAGCCACGCAGAUCAAGUUUCCCUCCACCGGGGUGGACACGAUGCCCUACUGGAACCUACUGCCCCCCAAGCGGCCCAUCAAGGAGGUGCUGACGGACAUCUUUGCCAAGGUGCUGGAGAAGGGCUGGGUGGACAGCCGCUCCAUCCACAUCUUCGACACCCUGCUGCACAUGGGCGGUGUCUACUGGUUCUGCAACAACCUGAUUAAGGAGCUGCUGAAGGAGACGCGGAAGGAGCACACGCUGCGGGCGGUAGAGCUGCUCUACUCCAUCUUCUGCCUGGACAUGCAGCAAGUGACCCUGGUCCUGCUGGGCCACAUCCUGCCUGGCCUGCUCACUGACUCCUCCAAGUGGCACAGCCUCAUGGACCCCCCGGGCACCGCUCUUGCCAAGCUGGCUGUGUGGUGUGCCCUCAGUUCCUACUCCUCCCACAAGGGACAGGCAUCCACCCGCCAGAAGAAGAGGCACCGCGAAGACAUUGAGGAUUACAUCAGCCUCUUCCCCCUGGAUGAUGUGCAGCCUUCGAAGCUGAUGCGACUGCUGAGCUCCAACGAGGAUGACGCCAACGUCCUUUCGAGCCCCACAGACCGGUCCAUGAGCAGCUCCCUGUCAGCCUCUCAGCUUCACACGGUCAACAUGAGGGACCCUCUGAACCGAGUCCUGGCCAACCUGUUCCUGCUCAUCUCCUCCAUCCUGGGGUCUCGAACCGCCGGCCCUCACACCCAGUUCGUGCAGUGGUUCAUGGAGGAGUGUGUGGACUGCCUGGAGCAGGGCGGCCGAGGCAGUGUCCUGCAGUUCUUGCCCUUCACCACUGUGUCGGAACUGGUGAAGGUGUCAGCCAUGUCCAGCCCCAAGGUGGUUCUCGCCAUCACGGACCUCAGCCUGCCCCUGGGCCGCCAGGUGGCUGCUAAAGCCAUUGCUGCCCUUUGAGGGGCUUGUGGUGGCCGCAGUGGGGGCUGGGGAUGGGCCCAGCCCCAGGCACCUUCAAGGGGAGCAGUGAGGAGAGAUGAGGCGUCGUGGCUCACGUCCCCUCUACAUGGUGCAAGAGCCUCUGCAGCUUCCCGCUCCUGCUCCUGACUCCUGACUCCAGGAUGUCUCCCCGUUUUUUCUUUCGAAAUUUCCUCCAAGUCUGCCGGUACCUGAGGAGCGUGAGCAGCCUGGUCCCUCGGCCCGGCAGUCACCCCUGUGUUCGCUCACCCCAGUCCAGGAGCAGUCUUACCUCUGAGGAACUUUCUAGAUGCAGAGUGUGUAUAUAUGUACAUGUAUAUUUUUUUUUUUGUAAUACAUGAGGGAAGUCUGCCUUUGUUUAUUUGUAAAUAAAGCUCCUCGUGGAUCCCUU